AUGUCUUUUCCUGAAUACGGUCAAUUCCCAAACACCCCGCAAGAGGGAGCUCCGGGUCAAGUUCCUACUCCUCAGGAUGGAGCAGCUCCGGGCCAGCCAACCGACCCAUCCGCUCAACAACAGAUGCCAUUCCCGAACCCGGAAGUAAACGCUGGAGCACAAGCUGGUGCAGGCGCGGAGGGAAAGACUACCCUCUGGAUGGGAGAAUUGGAACCAUGGAUCGAUGAGAACUUCGUCCGCAACCUCUGGUUUCAAAUGGGCGAGCAAGUCAGUGUCAAGAUGAUCCGUGACAAGUUCUCAGGCAGCAACGCUGGCUAUUGCUUUGUCGACUUCUCGUCCCCUCAGGCCGCGGCCAAGGCUCUCCAACUGAGUGGUCAACCCAUGCCCAACUCCAGCCGCCCCUUCAAACUCAACUGGGCUUCUGGAGGCGGUCUCGCCGAUCGACGCGACGACCGCGGGCCCGAGUACUCGAUUUUCGUUGGCGAUCUCGGCCCCGAAGUCAAUGAGUACGUCUUGGUCUCGCUCUUCCAGAGCCGUUUCCCAUCCUGCAAGUCGGCCAAGAUCAUGACCGAUCCUCUCUCCGGCAUGUCUCGUGGAUAUGGUUUUGUUCGCUUCUCGGAUGAAGGCGACCAGCAGCGCGCUCUUAGUGAGAUGCAGGGCGUCUACUGCGGCAACCGUCCCAUGCGCAUUUCUACGGCAACCCCUAAGAACAAAGGCGGACCGAUGGGGAACAUGGGGAUGGGUAUGCCUGGUGGCGGCCCUAUGGGCUACCCACCCAUGGGCCAACAACCUAUGCCCUUCUACGGUGGCGGUCAGCAACAGCCACAACCCAUGAAUCAGUUUACCGACCCCAACAAUACCACGGUCUUUGUGGGAGGUCUCUCUGGAUACGUCACCGAGGAUGAGCUGCGCUCUUUCUUCCAGGGCUUCGGGGAGAUCACCUACGUCAAGAUUCCACCGGGCAAGGGCUGCGGUUUUGUGCAAUUUGUUCAACGCCACGCUGCCGAAAUGGCCAUCAACCAAAUGCAAGGCUAUCCGAUCGGCAACUCGCGAGUCCGUCUGAGCUGGGGACGUAGCCAGAACAAUUCUGGUCCAGCGGGCACGCCCUACCGCCCUGCGCCGCCGCCUCCGAUCUACCCUUCGAUGGGCAUGCCUCCUGCUCACUCAUACGGCAAUUUCGCGCCUAUGAAGUGA
This is a messenger RNA of Fonsecaea erecta, 1194 nucleotides long. RefSeq lists its product as hypothetical. Gene Ontology annotation, biological process: mRNA splice site recognition. Gene Ontology annotation, molecular function: mRNA binding. Lineage: Eukaryota; Fungi; Ascomycota; Eurotiomycetes; Chaetothyriales; Herpotrichiellaceae. The record is from RefSeq and is a predicted model, not a curated record. The transcript has 4 exons. The coding region runs from base 1 to 1194 and encodes 397 amino acids. Gene Ontology annotation, cellular component: cytosol.